Molecule: messenger RNA, 866 nt
Organism: Drosophila hydei
Lineage: Eukaryota; Metazoa; Arthropoda; Insecta; Diptera; Drosophilidae
Gene: Rap1
Product: ras-related protein Rap1
Exons: 1
Coding region: 8-562 (184 amino acids)
Biological process (GO): cellular response to cAMP; Rap protein signal transduction; negative regulation of synaptic vesicle exocytosis
Cellular component (GO): plasma membrane
Molecular function (GO): GDP binding; GTPase activity; GTP binding
Source: RefSeq, a predicted model, not a curated record
AAAAACAAUGCGCGAAUAUAAAAUUGUUGUUUUGGGUAGCGGCGGUGUUGGAAAAUCCGCACUUACUGUACAAUUUGUGCAAUGCAUUUUUGUUGAAAAAUAUGAUCCCACCAUUGAGGACAGUUAUCGCAAACAGGUGGAAGUAGAUGGUCAACAAUGUAUGUUGGAAAUUUUAGAUACCGCCGGCACAGAACAGUUUACAGCAAUGCGAGAUCUUUAUAUGAAGAAUGGACAAGGUUUUGUCCUCGUCUAUUCAAUAACGGCACAAUCGACCUUCAAUGAUCUGCAGGACCUGCGAGAGCAAAUACUACGCGUUAAGGAUACCGAUGAUGUGCCGAUGGUGUUGGUUGGCAACAAAUGCGAUCUGGAGGAGGAGCGUGUCGUUGGCAAGGAUUUGGGUAAAAGCUUGGCAAAUCAAUUCAACUGUGCGUUUAUGGAGACCUCAGCCAAAGCCAAAGUGAAUGUGAAUGAUAUUUUCUAUGAUUUGGUCCGGCAGAUCAAUAAGAAAUCUCCCGAAAAGAAACAAAAGAAACCGAAAAAGUCCCUAUGUGUUCUCCUAUAAGACUUCCAAAAACAAAGAAAAAAAGAAAAGAAAUUAAAAUAGAAAAUGAGUAACAAGUUUAAAAAAAAAAAAAACAAAAAAUCAAGAAGCAUACAAAACACUCACAAAAAUUAAGAUUGUCAAAAUUGCAAUAACCAAGAUAUACAAUACAUAAACAAAAGCAGAGUAAGCUUGCUAUGUUUUUAAAUUUGCAAACAUUUUUGCAAUUACUACAUUCUACUACGACUACUACUAUUAUUAUAACUAUAUACUAUAUUUUGCUGAUUAACAACUAAUUAUUAUACCCAUAAAAGAAAAAACAUAU